CUCAAAUGUUGUGAUAUACGCGGAUUGUAUGUCAUCCAAGGCAGUCAGCCUAGUACACCAACAAGGCAGCAGAAACCAAAAAGAAAAAUGCUGGUCUGUCUGCAGUGUCGUCGCACGCCGCGUGCACAUGUAUAGAGUGCGCACACGUUAUGCAUGCAGGUAUAUAGAUAGCCUAGUGGGUGUCUGUAGGUGGCACAGUCACCUGCAAAGGAAUGGCAUACCAGAAAGCUUAUCCUGCACACAUUCUCUUGCUGCUAUAAUUGUCGUUGUUAUUGUCGUCGUUGUGCUGUUUGCUCCUUGCCACUCGGUGGAAGUACCUACUACUGCCAUGCACGUGUGUGACAGGAGAUGCGCGGGACCUGCAUAAAGGCUGAGCGAUGAACCGUGGUUCCACGCGCAUCCAUCCCAUCGACACACUAGUUCUCGUCCCAUCACACCACAAUGCACAAACCUACACACAGCCAGAUACACAACACACCGCAUAGCCGAACGGGGUACCUUGCAGUUUGGCUUGUUUACGUAUGACACAGCCCUAGCAUCUCACCCACGCGGCUAUCGAGAUCGAGCCGCGUGAGCACAAGUGGGAAAGGUAAAGCAAACGGAACCGCCUCCGAUGUCCGAGCCAGAGACCCCCAGCUAGCCCCUUGUCCACACUCUGUUGACACGUCACGGCACAUCUCGAACUUUAUCUUCACGUCCCCUCCACCCCCUCCACACCCCCUUCAUCACCGCCCCCCAGGUUUUCCCACGGGCCCUUGUUGGUGGCACACGCCGCAGACAUGCGUCUGUUCCUGCGGGCCCGCGCGCGCCCAUCAUGGUUGUCAACAGGAGCUUGGGGGCGUGAAGCGAGGCGAAGACAAGCAAGCCCUCUGCCACACCCCUUCGUUCAUGCCCAUGAAUAAUAUGCCGCCAUCGUGCAUGUACCCCCUCGUGUUGCUCACUCAAGCGAAAAAAAAUAUCCGAAUGCCACACCUCUUAACCAUGGAGCCCGUCAAUAAGAUCUGCAGCAGGGAACGAUUGAUAUUAAUA
Messenger RNA from Periconia digitata, 1029 nucleotides. Lineage: Eukaryota; Fungi; Ascomycota; Dothideomycetes; Pleosporales; Periconiaceae. The record is from the annotation of a GenBank genome assembly.